AUGAGAUCUAUUUGGUGCAAGGAAUGGCUAAGAAAAAGGGAACUGUUCUCGCAUAUAAAUCUAUUAAAUGAAUUCAAAGAAGCACCAAGGGAUUGGCAUAAUUAUCUUCGCAUGGACGAAGAAACUUAUUUAAAAUUGCUAAAGAUGGUUUCACCUCUAAUUAGAAGACAAGAUUCUAUUAUGCGUAAAGCUAUUUCGCCACACGAAAAGUUGACGGCAACAUUAAGAUUUCUCGCAACUGGAAGGAGUUAUGAGGAUUUAAAGUUCACAACAUUAAUAUCUCCUCAGGCAUUGGAUGUAAUUAUUCCUGAGACGUGUGAUGCUAUAUCUAAAGUACUGGAGAAAAAUUAUUUCAAAUUUUCACAAACAGAAGAAGAUUGGAAAAAGACAGCAAAGAAAUUUGAACAACGUUGGAACUUUUCACAUUGCCUAGGCGCGAUUGAUGGCAAACACAUAGACAUUAUUCCUCCUAGUGGAAGCGGGUCUUAUUACUACAAUUAUAAAUGUCGUCAUAGUAUGGUGCUACUUGCAAUAGUAAAUGCAAACUACCAAUUUAACAUGUGUGACUUUGGAGUUAAUGGCAGGAUAUUAGAUGGAGGUGUACUUCAAACAACCGAAUUCUAUGACAAGCUACAAAAAAACGAAUUGAAUAUUCCAUCAAACGACCCAAUCAAAAAUAGUUCUGAAAUACUGCCAUACAUAUUUAUUGCUGAUGAUGCUUUUGCUUUGAGAACGAACAUUAUGAAACCAUUCCGUCAGUCAGAUCUUACUUCAAAAGACGCAUUGUGGAAAACGCUUUUGGUAUAUUGGUUUCUAGAUUUAGAAUAUUUAAAACACCAAUAA
Messenger RNA from Ctenocephalides felis (cat flea), 843 nucleotides. RefSeq lists its product as uncharacterized. The transcript has 2 exons. NCBI's taxonomy places the organism in Eukaryota, Metazoa, Arthropoda, Insecta, Siphonaptera, Pulicidae. The record is from RefSeq and is a predicted model, not a curated record. Bases 1 to 843 code for a protein of 280 amino acids.